Molecule: messenger RNA, 2632 nt
Organism: Leptonychotes weddellii (Weddell seal)
Lineage: Eukaryota; Metazoa; Chordata; Mammalia; Carnivora; Phocidae
Gene: EIF4EBP3
Product: eukaryotic translation initiation factor 4E binding protein 3
Biological process (GO): negative regulation of translational initiation
Cellular component (GO): cytoplasm
Molecular function (GO): eukaryotic initiation factor 4E binding
Source: RefSeq, a predicted model, not a curated record
CUGCUGUCAUUUUGUAGUAGAAAUUAACAGAAAGGUGACCUCACUUCCACAGGGAUCCUUCUUGAAAACUUUUGACACUUCUCAGUCUCUCUUGGUGAAUCCUCUUCCUCCACUACCUCUUAAAUAAAUGUUGAUGUGCUCAGGCCUCUUCGUAGGCUAUAUCUUCUGUCCAGAUGAUCUCAUCCCUUACUCUUGGAUUUUACUCCACCCAGAUCUGAAGCACUAGCCCAGAUUUCUCCCCCUGAGCUUCAGACCUAUGUAUCUAGCUGCUUACUGUGCUGUUCCAUCUCAGCAUUCCACAGAUACUAUACAUUCCCCAAUAUAAGAUAUGCUUCUCUUGUUUUCCCUGUUAUAUUAGGGAGUACUACUAUGACCAAGACUUUUUUUUUUUCCUCUACCAAGACUUUCAAGUCAGAAGACUGGAAAUUAUCCUAGCUUAGCUCCCUCUCUCUCAACCCCACCCUUCAUCAGUCACCUUCUCUUUCCCCUUCUGUGUAUGGGGAUCCUGACCACUUCUCUCCAUCCUCAUAGCCACUGCCCUUUGGUCCACCCCAUUUCACUAUGCUAGAAUCUUCACCUUCAGUCUCACUGUCCUCCAUCUUAUUCCUCACUCCCCCCAACCAAACUUACCUCAAAAACGGAGUUGUGAUAGACAGCUCCCCACAAUCUGCUCCCAAGCCUUACCCUCCAGCACUGUCAGGACCCUUCUUCUAGGUAUACACCACUUUGUAAGAGGUUCAGAAACAUUUGGAACAAUAAAAUAUAAAUAUCCUUGUUACUCUAAGGACCUGCAGACCUAAGGGACUGCAUCAUCUGGGAUCUUAUGAAAAACUUAGAAUCUCAGGUCCCACCCUAAACUUACCAUAUCAAAAUCCUCAUUUACAAGACCUCCAGGUGAUUUAUGUGCACAUUGAAAUUUGAGAAGCACUGAGUUAUAAAACAAUUUUUAAUGAGUGGAGAAAUCAGAGCUAUGGGAAAAUCUGAUGAAGUCAGAACUGAAGUAACAUUAAUACUGUUAAAUGCAUGAAGUCUGGUGGUCUGCACUUAAUGGGGGUGGGUAGUAAUACUGAUUCUGAGGAAAUCGGAAGACAACUUGAUCAAAUCAAGAUUUCUAGUAUAUGUAGGUACUGGGCUUAAUACUUUCUCUUCCACCACCUCUCUCCUGCCUCCUUUCAUAUCACAGUGCCUACAUCAAAAAAUGCCCUAAGGCCUGAUCUUCCUUUCCAGGGGGCUAAAGAUCAAGCCCUCUUCACCACCUUCCUUAGUUUCCUGAGGUUAGUUAGCUGUGGCAGCAAGAUCAAAGAGCAGGCCUCUCUUAUCCCCCAACAUCUAUUCAUUAUUCGGUCCAGGUAUCACUUCUUCCAAAAAGGCCACCCUCCCUCCCUGACCUUCCCCUUCCUGCUGUGCACCAGGCCAUAGGGCCACUUUUUACCCUGUACUGUAAUUGAUUAAUGGGAGGCAGUCCCCAGCUGUGCUGAUUCCAGGCUUUGGAAUCAGAUACUCUCAGGUCUGAAUCCCAGCUCCCCCUCCUACAAGAUAAGACUUUGCGCCAGUGACUUAACCUCUCUGGGCUUUCCUUUCCUCACCUGUAAAAUGUGGCUAAUAAUAGUACUUUACUGUCCACAACCGUUGAGAGAAAUGGGUGAAUUAACACAUGGCAGUAAUGUGUGCCAUACCUCACGGAGCCCCGGCGCCCGGUUUAAACAGUAAAUAGCUGAGCGGCUGCAGCGCUCAGAGUCAGGCUGGCCAGUGUUGAGCUAGGAGGAACUGGAGGCCUGUGCGGGGCGCGGGACUCCUUUCACCUUUCGACUAGUCGGGCUUGCCCCCUCGCGAGUAAGGCGGGGCCGUCGGAUUGAGUGACGGCUCGUGGCCCGCCCCGGGCGUGACGUCGUCCUGGUGUUGUUGCUGCGGCUGCACGUGGUCCACUGAGUCGCUUCAGAGUUAGCUGCGCUCCGCGUCCUGGGCACCAGCCGCUUGCCUUCCUGUUCGUCCCGCUCGCUAUGUCCACAUCCACGAGCUGCCCGAUUCCCGGGGGCAGGGACCGGCUGCCCGACUGCUACAGCACCACGCCGGGGGGCACGCUAUACGCCACGACCCCGGGAGGCACCAGGAUCAUCUACGACCGAAAGUUCCUGCUGGAGUGCAAGAACUCACCCAUUGCUCGGACGCCCCCCUGCUGCCUCCCUCAGAUUCCCGGGGUCACAACUCCUCCAACAGCCCCACCCUCCAAGCUGGAGGAGCUGAAGGAGCAGAAGGAGACAGAGGAAGAGAUACCCGAUGACGCACAAUUUGAAAUGGACAUCUAAUCCAGUGCAGAUGAUCCUGUGUGGAAUUAGAGGAAUCCCUCAUACCGCUGCUGCCAUCACCUCUUCCUGGUGUAUUCCAGACACCAGGUGGCCUCAUAUAAUCUGGAAGGGAGUGACUUGUUGAUUUGGGGCCUCCCUUAGUUCUGAGGCAGCUAGACCAGGGAUAGGAGUGGGCAACUUGCCAAGCCCUUAGCUCUACUCUCCCUUUGGUCUGUAGGUACUCCUCCCAACCCCCAGCCCUCCACCAUCAGGGGCUGAGGCUGGGACUGAGGGGUGGAGUUAUGUCACUGUCUGAUCGCUUAGUAAAAAUUCAAAGAAUGCUUUGA